Capsicum annuum is the source of this 2902-nucleotide messenger RNA. Its product is annotated as ubiquitin carboxyl-terminal hydrolase 25. Gene Ontology annotation, biological process: protein deubiquitination. NCBI's taxonomy places the organism in Eukaryota, Viridiplantae, Streptophyta, Magnoliopsida, Solanales, Solanaceae. Gene Ontology annotation, molecular function: cysteine-type endopeptidase activity; cysteine-type deubiquitinase activity. Gene Ontology annotation, cellular component: cytosol; nucleus. The record is from RefSeq and is a predicted model, not a curated record.
AGGUGAUUAGGAAUAGACUUAAGACCACCUAAAGUCGCCAAAAGUCUUAUGCGGAUGUGAGGCGAAGGGAAUUGGAGUUUGAAGUUGGUGAUUGGGUGUUCUUAAAAGUUUCUCCUAUGAAGGAAGUAAUGCAAUUUGGAAGGGGAAGCUCAUUCCUCUUUAUGUCGGUCUGUAUCUAAUUUUGAGGAGAGUUAGGAAUGUUGCUUAUGCGUUGGAAUUGCCCGCGAGUUUGGCUUCUAUUCAUCCGAUGUUCCAUGUGUCGAAGAAGUGCGUGGGCGAUCCUUCUUUGAUUGUGCCUAUUGAGGAUAUUGGUAAUUUAGAUUCUUUGUCUUAUGGGGAAGUCCCGAUUGGGAUUUUAGAUAAGCAAGUUCGUAGGUUGAGGACCAAGGAUGUGGCUUCAGUGAAAGUCCUUUGGAGGAAUCAAAAGGUGGAAGAAGCUACUUGGGAAGUCGAAGAGGACAUGAUGUCCAAAUAUCCAUUCUUGUUCCCCACGUUGGAUGAAAUUGUUUGAGGUGAUUCUGGAGCUGCAGCUGCUUGUCCCUUUUGUAUAUUAGAGAAGCGAAUAGCUAGGUCUUUGAGUAUUGAUUCAGCUCUAGAUACUCCGUCCAAGAUUAAUAAUUGCUUAAAGAUUUCGCUCAGCAUUUUAGAGCUAGGUCAAGUGCUUGUCAUGUGGUGCUGAGUCAAAUAAGGUGGACGAGAUCACGGAUAUAAGUCUUGAUGUGUCGCACAGUAGCUCACUCAAAGAUGCUUUGCAGAAAUAUUUUCAGCCUGAGGUUUGGAUGGAAACAACAAGUACAAGUGCGAGAAAAAUUGGUGACAGCAAAGAAGCAAAUGUCAAUUCUUCAAGCACCAAAUGUUCUCGUCAUUCAGCUCAAGAGGUUUGAAGGAAUAUAUGGCGGGAUGAUUGAUAAGUCCAUUGCUUUUGAGGAGGUUCUAGUUCUUUCAAGCUACAUGUGCAAAGGGAGUCAGGAUCUGCAUCCAGAAUACAAUCUUUUUGGAACAAUUGUCCACUCAGGCUUUUCACCAGAUUCAGGGCACUAUUAUGCAUAUAUCAAGGAUGCUGUGGGUCGUUGGUACUGCUGUAAUGGUUCUUAUGUCUCUCUUUCAACCUUGCAAGAAGUUUUGUCGGAGAAGGUGUUCAUCCUUUUCUUCUCUCGUACCAAACAGAGGUCACCACCUACAAAGACAUGUUUAUCAACUAAUGGGUCAAAGUCCAAUCAUUCCAAAGGCCUGGCUAAAUCCAAAAUAUCGACCAGUGACUUUGCAAAAUCAGAAAAUGGAACACAAGUUUUAAGCCAUCCCCCCGAGAAACAAAAUGUAACGACAUCUAAGGUCAGUAAAAUGCAUUCAAGCCCAGUGAGGGAGUUGGGCAUAUUUGGAAGAUCUUCCUUCAAGAAGAUACCUACCUCUGGUAAUAUCAAAAUUGUUCUUCAUCAAAGAGAAUCUGGCAAUAGAACUGGUGAUGUUAGAGCAUCAGUUCUUACAGAGAAAGAUGGUACAUCAUUACCAGGCAGGAAUGGUGUUAGCAAAAGUUGUGAUAAUGGUCAAAUGAAAAUAUCACAUGCCUUGACGAAUGGAAAUGGAAAAUUUCCAAUUGUUGCAACCAGCUCUGUAGCAGACCGUCCCCAUAAAGAUUAUGGUGGAAGUAAUGGAAAGGCUGUAGAAAGGGAAUCAUGCCACAAAGAGGUGACUAGAUCAUCAUCCUUAGCAAAUGGAAAUGGCAAAAUCCAGAGUGUUGCAACUGAUACCCUGAGGGGAAGUCUGCAUAGAAAUAAUGGGGAGAAUAGUGUAAUCCCAGCAAUAAGUAUUUCUUUGUACAAGGAGCUAUCCAAUGGCCAUGUUGAAUCUUCUUCUAUCUCAGGUUCAAAGAGAAAAUCACCAGAUCAAUGCAUCCUGCUUGAGCAAGAUGCUCAGUCUCAUGCACAGGUGGAAGAAUUAAAAAAAGAGCUCCAUAAGGAAGCUUCAUUAGCUCUAAAAACAUGUGGUUGGUCAGAAGAAGUUUAUACUCUUAUGCGUUCGAAGAAGUUGGGGGCACAAUCAGACUUUCAAGCAUCAGACAUUAAUGCGAUGAAGAAGUUAUUGAUUGCAGAUGCCAAACCAAUGUUUAUCUCACGAAUUCCCAAAUCAUUGAAGAGCAGUCUUGUUGAACGCCUAACAUCAUUUAGUCAAGGAACACCACCCUCCAGUACCUAAGUGCACUAGGCAGAGUUAGAGUAGUCUUUUCAGGUUUUAAGGUGCAAGAUCAUGAUACCUGUCGCCUGUCGGUCUAGCAGCUGCCAUUGCUUGCGGUUCCAUUAUCUUUCACAUGAAUUAUACCUUAGUAAAUUUUCCAGUCCAUUGACAAUGGUGCUGAUUUAUUUGGCCUGUAUUCUUUGUCACUUGGAGAUGGGAUGUAUGUUUGUGGUAACUAGUAUCUUAUGUCACAUGGUGGAGAAGGCGGCAGAUGACUAUAAGUUGUCCUAGAGAACUUCACUCAGCUGUGAUAUGUUGCCAAAGUUGUUCAAUCAAAGUUAAAAGAGGAAACAAAGUAGCAACAUCAUAUUCUGUAGCAAUUUUCUUGAGAGGCAGGAGAGCCUAUAAAAGGAUGCGUAAAUUCCUUCCGUGCUGUAUUAUAUAUGCCCUUUUUGGCCGUAGUGUAGCAUGUAAUCCUCAUUUUAUGGAUGCUUACCAAUUUUUUUUUCCAUAAAAUUGUGGUCGGGAGAUUAGAGCUAUUACUUUUUGAACAUAAAUGCUAAUACCACCAUCAGAUGAUUGUUGAAGGAAUUCCGUAUUCAUAGAUUUGCAUCUGAGGCUUCUAGAAGAUACUGCUUUCUAUGUGUAUUGUAGGUGUUCCUUAUAUCAUUUCUGUUUUCACUUGAUAGGUAUUCCUCGAGGGAUUUGUUUAGGGAUGUGAAAAAAUCGA